AUGCGAAACAAGAGGGGUCAAGACCCAAAUCUCUUCUGUGAAUUUCACAAAGACACAGGACACUUAACUGACGACUGUUUCAGCUUAAAGCAAGAAAUAGAAAGGGUCUUGAGAGAUGGAAAGCUCACCCAUCUGAUAAAAGGUGGAAAGCGCGACUACCGCCAGAUUCAAAGAAGAGAAGAAGGGCCAGAUAACAAAAAACUCCGGAAAUUAGAAACCCACAUGGUUCAAGGGGGUCCACGAAGGCCAAGAAAAAAUUAUAACAAGCGCACACAAGAUGACUCAUGGCGCGAGAGACAAGUUGUUUUCCCUGUUGUAAGAGGAGGUCCAAGAGAAAGAAGACCCAUAGUCAUAUCUGGUGUAAUCGGUCACUACCAAACCGACUACAUUUUCAUCGAUCCAGGGAGCACCGCGGACAUCAUAUACGAACAAUGUUUUAAUCAAUUCGACCAAGAGGACAAGGCACGCUUGGAACCAGUUGACUACCCACUAACUGGUUUCUGCAAUGAAGCCGUCUAUCCCUUCGGCCAAAUAUCAUUCCCGGUGCUACUCUCAGACGGAUGA
Helianthus annuus (common sunflower) is the source of this 564-nucleotide messenger RNA. RefSeq lists its product as uncharacterized. Bases 1 to 564 code for a protein of 187 amino acids. NCBI's taxonomy places the organism in Eukaryota, Viridiplantae, Streptophyta, Magnoliopsida, Asterales, Asteraceae. The transcript has a single exon. The record is from RefSeq and is a predicted model, not a curated record.